This is a messenger RNA of Thamnophis sirtalis, 719 nucleotides long. The record is from RefSeq and is a predicted model, not a curated record. Lineage: Eukaryota; Metazoa; Chordata; Lepidosauria; Squamata; Natricidae.
ACUUUGAAAGCGGCACAGCUGAAAAUGAAGUCCCACCCCCUUUGCCUCCACAUCCUAGUGAGAAGCGGUUCACAGAUUAUAAUCAUAGCACGGCAGCAGAUUCAGAGACUUUUUUCCCAGAUCAGCCCCUCAACUUCAGAUCUUUGACCUUGUCCAAACAGACGGAAUUAAUUAACCUGAAAACCUCCAAGAGCAUGGACCUUGUGGCAGAUGAAAGUAAAGUUGCCUUAUUGACUGCUCAGAAACUAGAAUCUCCUAGUAAGGAUAUUGGUCCCACCCUGGGAUUAAAAAAGUCGAGUUCCCUAGAAAGUCUCCAGACAGCUGUUGCUGAAGUGAAAAAGAAUGAUCUUCCAUUCUACCGGCCUAGACCUCACAUGGUCCGUGGGAGGGGAUGUAACGAGAGUUUCAGAGCUGCCAUCGAUAAAUCCUAUGAUGGACCUGAAGACGUGGCAGGAGAUGGUCUAUCGGAUAAGAGUUCCCUUUCUGGCCGAGAAGGCCAGAACUUUGCAAAAGCCUUUCACAUGAACUCUGAAUUGGAAGAUGUGGAAGGAAAGACAAAGAAACACAAGAAGACCAAAGAAAAAUUGAAAACGAAAGAAAAAAACAAAAAGCCUAAUCUCAAGAACAAAUCAAAAAUCAACGAAAAGGACAAAAAAGAGGAGAAUGACAAUCCUGAAAGAAAAACAAAAAAGAAAAGUUUGGGCGCUAUGUUAAGGUAA